CGGGAAACGUGUGAGCAAGCCGGAGAGAUGGGCACCCUCAUCUCCGCGCCUCCAGGGUUGGAGAGGUGUUGUUGCCUGGGAGACGGCCGGGACCUGAGUCCCGAGUCCCGGUAGCCGAAAGGGGAAGUUCCCGGUGACCUGGUGAAGGAGGCGGGACUCGCUAUUACCACCCGGGCCACUCGUCACCCGCCCUGGGUGCCUUCUCACUCCUAGGCCGGCACCCACGAUGGCCGAGGGGGAGGCCCGAGGCCGCCUGUGGCUGGAGAGCCCCCCAGGGGGGGCGCCCCCCAUCUUCCUGCCCUCGGAUGGGCAAGCUCUGGUGCUAGGCCGCGGACCCCUGACCCAGGUUACAGACCGGAAGUGCUCCCGAAACCAAGUGGAGCUGCUUGCAGACCUGGAGACUCGGACGGUGGCGGUGAAACAGCUGGGUGUUAACCCUACAACUGUCGGAACCCAAGAACUGAGGCCAGGGUUGGAGGAAUCUCUUGGGCUGGGGGACACACUAUAUUUGGUCAAUGGCCUCCACCCCCUGACCCUGCGCUGGGAAGAUACCCACAUACCAGGUCUCCAACCAGACACUCCACCUGGAACCCCACCGGUGACCCCUCACAGGGAAGAGGAGGAGAGGGAGGAGGAGGUCAAACAGCAGAAAAAGCGGAUGCGGAUAACAUCCCCAGGCUGGCAGAACCUGGAGAAGCUGCUGGUGUUCACGGCACCUGGAGUGAAGCCCCGAGACAGGGUGGCUGCCUUUGAUCUGGAUGGGACCCUUAUCUGCACUCGUUCUGGAAAGGUCUUUCCCACUGGCCCCAGUGACUGGAGGGUCUUGUACCCAGAGAUUCCUCAGAAGCUCCGGGAGCUGCAUGCUGAGGGCUACAAGCUGGUGAUCUUCACCAACCAGAUGGGCAUUGGACGAGGGAAGCUGCCAGCAGAGGACUUCAAGGCCAAGGUGGAGGCUGUCUUAGAGAAGCUGGGGGCUCCCUUCCAGGUGCUGGUGGCCACACACGCAGGGCUGUACCGGAAGCCAGUGACAGGCAUGUGGGACCACCUGCAGAAACAGGCCAACGAGGAUGUGCCCAUCUCCAUCACCGACAGCGUGUUCAUAGGCGAUGCAGCAGGUCGCCCCGCCAACUGGGCCCCAGGGCGGAAGAAGAAGGACUUCUCCUGUGCAGACCGCCUGUUUGCCCUCAACCUUGGCUUGCCCUUCUCCACACCAGAGGAGUUCUUCCUCCGGUGGCCUACAGCCCACUUCGAGCUCCCGGCCUUUGACCCAAGGACCGUCCCAGGGUCCGGGCCCCUCUGCCUGCCAGAGUCCGCUGCCCUCCUGAGCUCCAGCCCUGAGGUGGUUGUCGCCGUGGGAUUCCCCGGGGCUGGGAAGUCCACCUUCCUCCAGGAGCACCUGGUGUCUGCCGGAUAUGUCCACGUCAACAGGGAUACAUUGGGCUCCUGGCAGCGCUGUGUGAGCGCCUGUGAGGCGGCACUGAAGCAAAAGAAGCAGGUUGUGAUUGACAACACAAACCCAGAUGCCCUGAGCAGAGCCAGGUACAUCCAGUGCGCCCGGGACGCCGGCGUACCCUGCCGCUGCUUCCUCUUCCCUGUCACUCUGGACCAGGCCCGCCACAACAACCGGUUCCGGGAGAUGACCAGCUCUUCGCACGCACCCGUGUCUGACAUGGUCAUGUUCGGAUACAGGAAGCAGUUUGAGGCCCCCACGCUGGCUGAAGGCUUCUGUGCCAUCCUGGAGAUCCCAUUUCGGCUGCGGCUGGAGCCGCAGCUUGAGCGACUGUACCGCCAGUUCUCGGAGGGCUGAGCUGUGGCCUGUACCCCAAAAUAAAUGUCUAUUUUUGUUCCAA
Perognathus longimembris pacificus (Pacific pocket mouse) is the source of this 1850-nucleotide messenger RNA. RefSeq names its product polynucleotide kinase 3'-phosphatase (gene Pnkp). Gene Ontology annotation, cellular component: nucleus. The transcript has 16 exons. Bases 227 to 1807 code for a protein of 526 amino acids. Gene Ontology annotation, molecular function: polynucleotide 3'-phosphatase activity; protein binding; double-stranded DNA binding. Lineage: Eukaryota; Metazoa; Chordata; Mammalia; Rodentia; Heteromyidae. The record is from RefSeq and is a predicted model, not a curated record. Gene Ontology annotation, biological process: DNA repair.